Messenger RNA from Adineta steineri, 2064 nucleotides. NCBI's taxonomy places the organism in Eukaryota, Metazoa, Rotifera, Eurotatoria, Adinetida, Adinetidae. The record is from the annotation of a GenBank genome assembly.
AUGUCUGAAUUGUUAACUAAAUUAUCUCGACGACGUAAAAAACGUGAUCGUUCCAAAACUCAUAGUGCUGUUAUAACUGCAUUAAUUACAAAUUGUACGAAACGUCCUCUAGACGAAAUUAAUGCGUAUAAUUCAGAUGGAAUUAAACGACGAGCUGUAUCAGCAACUAUUGGAAGUGAAAAUCAAGAUUGUUCAGUUGUUUUUAUUGAUAAUGAACAUGAAAUUAAACCAGCAUUGACAACAACUGAUAAUAUUCGUGUAAAAAAGAAAUUUAUAGCUAAAUUUGAAACAAGUUUACCGAAUGAAAUUUUAUUUGAAAUUUUUAAAUAUCUAUCACAAUCGGACCUUUUCUAUGCAUUUUUGAAUCUUAAUCAACGUUUCGAUCAUGUACUUCAACCAUUUACACAUCAUAUUGAUUGUUCAAAAUUAUCUAUUAAACAAUUUGAACAUAUUCGAAAUCAUCUAUCUAAUGUCAAAUCAUUGACAAUCAAUAAUCAGUAUGCAAUCAAACAAGUAUUUCGUAUUGAUUUAAAUCUUCAUCGUUUUCCAUUACUUCAACGUUUAUGUUUAAUUGAUCCAACAAUCGAUGAAUUAAAUCUUGUUUUUUCUAAACUUAAACAAAUAUCAAUUCAUACGUUAGAUAUUCGUAUUCAACGACCAUCAUCAUCAACAACUGAAGUAACAUAUCGAAGUUGUUUACAACAUCAUUUAUUUGGUAUAACCCAAAUAAAAACAUUAGAAUCAAUAUCAAUUGAAAUGCAUAAUAAUGAUUAUUUACAAUUUAUAACUAAAACUGAUUUACCAACAAAUUAUGAUCAUUUAAAAGAAUUAAAUAUACCAUUACGAUCAUUCGAUAGUCUUUUACUUCUUUUAGAACAUGUACCAAAUUUACAAAAAUUAUGUGUUAAAUUAUUUGCUGAUCAAACACCAUUAAAUGUACCAUUAUGUGGUAAACCACCCAUUAAUUUAAUUGAUUUUGAAUUACAUGUAACUGGAAAUGAAUUAAAUUUUGAUCGAUUUGUUUUAUUAAUGUCAAGUCGAAUACGUGCAGCUAAAUUAGAAAGAUUUGCUUAUUUUAAUCGUACAACUACAGAUCAAAAUUAUUUCAAUGGUUAUCGUUGGGAAAUAUUUCUUGAAAAUUCCUUUCCACGUUUAAAACAAUUACAAUUUUGUUUUGAUAUGCCUGUUGAUGAUAUUCAAACACGUUUAAAUCCAAUCUUAUCAUCAUUUUCAUUUCUUGAUAAACAAUUACCAAUUGGACAUAUAAUCUGGCGUCCACAUUCAAAUAAAACACGUUUAAAAUUAUUUACAUUACCAUAUGCAUUUGAUACAUUAAAACUUUCAACAUCAAAUGCACGUUUAUUUAAUAAUGUCCUUUAUAAAAAGAAUUUUAAAUCCGUUCAAAAAUUAGUUCUUGAUGCAACACAUGGAACAAUAAAUGAAAUAAGUCAACAAUUAAUUGAUUUAUUUAAACAUUAUUGUUUUAAAACAAAUACACUUCAAAUACAAAAUAUUGUUAUACCAACAAAUGAUACAUAUAAUAUCCCAUUAAAUUUAUCGAAAUUUCAUCAUUUAAAACAUUUAAUUAUAAAUGAAUGUGAUGGUCGAUUAUUUCCAUUAAUAUUUACUUUAGCACCAUAUCUAACAACAUUAACUGUUACUGGUUAUUUAUUAUUUAAAUAUUUUCUUCGUAUACCAUCACCGACUACAUCAUAUUUACUACGUAUACAAACACUUGAAUUAAAUUGUAUGCAAAUUGAUCGACAAAAUCGUUUAAAUCGUAUAUUAAAUGAUUUAUCAACAUUAUUUCCAUAUAUAAAACAUUUAACAAUUGAUGUUAAUCCAAAAUUAUAUGUAGAUUUAAAAAUAAUCAAAACAAUGUUAGAUGUUUUUAAAGAAUUAAUUAGUUUAAAAAUUCAACGAACAAAUAAAUAUAUAUUAGAUAAAACAAUUCAAGAUGAUCGACAAGUACGAAAUUAUUUUGAAAUCAAUUCACUUCGUUUACAUCAUAGUGAAACAUAUGAAAUUAUUUGUAAAGAUAGUCAAUUUGAAAUUUGGUUAUAG